UUCCUUUCCUCUCCGCCGGCGCGCGCGCGGCCGGCGUCCAGAACCUUCCAGAAGCCUCCCCGGCCGCCCGCUUCCCCGCGAUGUCUCCCCGGAGGAGGGAACGCCGGGUCAUCGCCGCCGCCGGAGCGGCGGCGCUCGUCGCCGUCGGCCUCAACCUCGCCUUCUCCGCCGUCGCCGCCCACCGCCGGAGGAAGCGGCGAGAGCUCCCAGGGUUUACUUCACAAGUCAAUCUCUCAGCUUCUGACAUCAAGAGAUUAGCUGAUCGUGUCAUAGCUAAGUCGAAGGAAACAUAUGAUGCUGUGGGUGCGGUUCCUCUAGAUAAGGUCAGCUUCUCUAAUGUCAUUGCACCUCUUGCGGAAUUAGAUGCUCAGCUUUUCCCACUGGUUCAAGCUUGUGUGCUUCCUAGAAUGGUCUCACCAUCUGAUGAUGUACGGAGGUCCAGUGCAGAAGCAGAGAAGCGAUUGGAUUUUCACUUCCUGCAGUGCAGGCAACGUGAAGAUGUGUAUUGUGUCAUAAAGGCAUUCAUGCAGAAAGGCGAAAGAAUAGGUCUUGAAGCAACAAGAUUUGUCCAGUGCAUGGUAAGAGAGUUUGAACGCAAUGGAGCUAAAUUAACUCAAAGCAAGAAAACAGAGAUGGACAAACUGAAAUCUCACAUUGAUGACUUAAGCUUGAAGUAUAUUCAAAGCUUGAAUGACUCCACAAAAUUUCUUCUAUUAAGUGAGGAAGAGUUGGCUGGGAUGCCACUAGAGUUCUUAAAGGAACUGGAAAACACAGACGGAAAGCGUAAGGUUCUGCUCACCAGUUAUCAUGUUACUCCAAUUCUUGAGCAUUGCAAGGUUGGUUCUACUAGGAAUAUGAUUGCUGUUGCUUAUGGGCAAAAAGGUGGAAAAGAAAAUAUAGCCAUCCUGGAAAAGUUGGUCCAGCUAAGACACCGGCUUGCUAGAUUGCUGGGGUAUCCUAACUAUUCUGAUUAUGCUAUUGAACCUAGAAUGCCGAGGACAUCAAGGAAGGUCUUAGAGUUUUUGGAAGAGAUGUCAGAACAGUUAAAUGACCAAGCUAAUAGGGAGCUCAGCAUACUGAAAGAUCUCAAGAUGAAGGAGGAGGGUGAUGCUCAAUUUGGCGUGGAAGAUCUGUUAUACUAUAUGAAAAGAGCUGAGGAGCUCAAGGUUGAUCUUGACAUUGGUGAAAUUAAACAAUAUUUCCCUGUUGACCUGGUCAUAUCAGGAAUGCUGAAGACGUUUCAAGAUCUGUUUGCACUACGGUUUGAAGAAAUUAAGGAUGCUGAGACUUGGCACGAUACAGUUCGUCUCUUCUCUGUUUGGGAUGCAAGUUCAAGCGAUCUUCUGGGUUACUUUUUUCUGGAUACCUUUUCCAGGGAAGGGAAAUAUUCGCAUACCUGCGUCAUGGCACUUCAGAAUGGAUGCCUAUGUUCUAAUGGUACACGAAAGGUUCCAGUUGCAGUGCUGUUAUCUCAAUGUCCAAAAGAGUGUGAUCGGAAUUCAACACUGCUGAGGUUCCCAGAAGUUGUAAGGAUAUUCCAUGAAUUCAGCCAUGUGGUCCACCAUAUAUCCAACAGAGCCACCUUUUCAAGAUUUUCGGCUCUUCAAGUGGAGGGGGAUUUCGCUGAAAUUCCAAGCCUAUUACUUGAGAAUUGGUGCUAUGAGAACAUUUCUUUAAAAAUGAUGUCUGGCUUCCACCAGGACAUUACGAAGUCUAUCACUAGUGAAGCUUGCCAGUCACUGAAAAGAAGGCGUGAUAUGUUUGCUGGCCUGAAAUUGAAACAAGAGAUCCUUUUGUGCCUUGUUGAUCAGAUAAUACAUACAAGCGAGAAUGUUGACAUCGAUGACUUAAUCAAGGAUCUUCAUCCAAAGGUAAUGCUGGGUAUACCUUUGUUGGAAGGAAACAGCCCAGCUUCAUGCUUUCCACGAAUUGCUAUUGGCUAUGAUGCUGUGUGCUACAGUUACAUAUGGAGUGAGGUGUUUGCUGCUGAUCUAUUUGCAUCAAAAUUUAAAGACGACUUGCUAAAUCAGCACGUGGGGUUGCGGUUUAGAAAUAAGGUAUUGGCUCCAGGAGGCUCAAAAAAUCCCGUUGAUAUCAUAACUGACUACCUUGGACGAGAACCAUCAUUGCAGGCUUUUAUUCAGAGCAAAACAAGGAACAUUUUGUGAAAAAAGUGUAAACCUUGGGGUUCAAUUAGUGUCGAGGAUUUUUUUUCCCCCUAAGGAGGUGGCUAGUGUUGAGUUCUUAUUGUCAUUUGUUUGUUGAACUGUUUAGUCCAACGAGAAUGUUUUUGCAGUGCCAAGAUAUCUUGGAGCUGUCAUUUUUCUAACAUCAAGACCUGUCAAGUUUCAGCCAUAUAGUGCAAUGCUUGUCUAGUGUACAAUUAGCAGGAAAAAUGACUAGGGAAAUGGGGUGAAGGUGACGGUGCUGGAACUUGAAAGAUAACACAAGCAUACAUGUCAAAAGA
Oryza brachyantha (malo sina) is the source of this 2467-nucleotide messenger RNA. RefSeq names its product probable thimet oligopeptidase. The transcript is spliced from 20 exons. Bases 81 to 2168 code for a protein of 695 amino acids. Gene Ontology annotation, biological process: peptide metabolic process; proteolysis. Gene Ontology annotation, molecular function: metalloendopeptidase activity. Lineage: Eukaryota; Viridiplantae; Streptophyta; Magnoliopsida; Poales; Poaceae. The record is from RefSeq and is a predicted model, not a curated record.